AUGAGUAUAGAAGAUGGUGACAGUGAAUUCUUGGUAACAUCAAGGGCUCGUAGAGCCAAUGCUGGGAAUUUGAUGGCAAAAUUGCUACAACAAGAGCAUCAGAAAGAAUCGGAACUUGUUGGGGCGGAGGAGGACGAUAUUAAUCUAUUAUUCCAAGAAGAUGAGGAUGAUGGUGAGUUUGUGAUAGGUGAGCUAAAGCAAGGCUUGGCUGAUGAUAUUUUUAGUGAUUCAGAUAGUGGAUCGAGUGAUAAUGGAGGUUCAAUGGAUGAGGAGAAAGAAUUAGAGAAGCAAGAGAGAAAGAGGCGAAAAUUGAACAACAAGAGGAAGCUUCAAAUCCUCAAGGGCGCUAAGAAGCUGAAUGUGGAGACUGCUAAGAGGUACAAACCUUCAUAUGAGCAGCCUAAGGCUAAAUCUUUGUUAAUCGAAACCAGGAGAACAUCAAAAAGAACGUCUGUAGUUCGCAACAAGAUGGAAGUAUAUGAGAAGUUAACGCAGGCAGAGGUAAAGAAAAAGGAAAUCCAAGAACGGAUUAGAAAGCAAAAGGAGGAUCAGUUGGUUCAAGAGUUGACCCAGGAGGAUAGGCUACGUGCAGCUGAAGAAACUGAGCGUAUUAACUUGUUGUCAUUAAAUAAAUAUAAGGAACAGGAAAUAAGCAAGAAGCAGAGUAGAUUGGCGAUGCAACAGCGGAAGAAAAUGAAAUUUAAUCUGGGUGAACCUAUAUUAACUUGGUUAAGUGCAGAAUGGGAGGUGACUCCUUCGAUGGAGGUUCAUGACCGUAAUUAUUGGGAACAAUUCUUAACCAAAAGACAAAAGAAGAAGAGAAAAUAUUUUAGGAAAAGGAAAGAAGAACCAGAUAACAAUAAUGAAGAAGUCAAGGAAAAUAAAAAUUCUUCCAAGCAGGGUACGCCAGUUAUCACUGAAAGUUUUAGUGAUGCCCCAGCCACACCAAAAAUCGAUUCAGAGACUGAACGUACAGAAGCCAAAUCAAAAAUACAGAAACUAGAAGGGACACCAACCGCAUCUAGUGAUGCUACUACCAAAAGCAUAAACAUACUUGUCACAAAAGUUGGGGAAAUUGCUGAUGGAAUGGAUCAAAGUUCUAAGAAAGUGAACAAUGAGGAUAACGAAGCAGCUAACACUAGUUAUCAACCACUCUUUGAACAUUCAACCGAAAGGCGUAUUUCUUUUCUGGAAAAGGAGGAAGCUGCAGUUAUUGAUAAAAAUGAACCAACAUCAAAUAUCAAUUCAACUAUGGCUACCUCGAAUGAUUCUGGAAAUCUGAUUAAUAAUUUGGCAUCUGAAUCUAUUAAAAAUAAGGAUGACGAUGAAGCUAAUGAAUCUGAAGGUAAAUCUCAGAGCGAUUUACCUUCUAACCACCACAUUGAAGUAUUAGAAGAAUCACUGGUAUAUGAAGGUCCAUCCCAAUUGGUCGGAAAAAACCAUAUGCUCUUUAGUAUUUUCCCAGAUGAGCCAUACAAUAAUUCCAGUCUCAAUGAGCUUAGAGAAGUUUUGUUUGGAGGUCAAUGGGCCAGGCCAUAUAACGCCAGAGCUUACAAUGUUGAACCAAUGACAAAGAUAUCAUGGGAAACAGAUCCAUGUAUGGAAGAAAAAUCAAUGUUAAUACCCGAUCUAACCAUAAUAGACAAGUUCCCCUCCUUUGGAGAGUACGAGAAGAAACUGUCUCAAAAUGUUACCAUUGAAGAUAAUAAGGAAUUUAAGGUUGACAUUCAAACCGAAGCUCCAACAGGUGUCUUUUUACCAAAUGGUGUAAAGAGGAAGUGUUUAAUCUCAAAUAAAAGCUCUCAAUAUUUUGACCCAAAAAAUGGAGUUCCGUAUGCAGAUGUUGAGGCAAUUAAGACGAUCCAAGAUUUACAAGAUGCUAUCGGAGAUGGUACGAGGGAAGAACCAGAGCCCAAAUAUCGCUGGUUUGGAUUUGGGCGUGGAGGUAUUUUCCUGGAUGUUCAACAAAGACCAGCAGCGGGUGUUCCAGAGAGUUUCUAUUAA
Eremothecium cymbalariae DBVPG#7215 is the source of this 2004-nucleotide messenger RNA. RefSeq names its product Vps72p (gene VPS72). Gene Ontology annotation, cellular component: nucleus. The transcript has a single exon. Gene Ontology annotation, molecular function: ATP-dependent H2AZ histone chaperone activity. Bases 1 to 2004 code for a protein of 667 amino acids. Gene Ontology annotation, biological process: chromatin remodeling; regulation of DNA-templated transcription. Lineage: Eukaryota; Fungi; Ascomycota; Saccharomycetes; Saccharomycetales; Saccharomycetaceae. The record is from RefSeq and is a predicted model, not a curated record.